GCAACACUUACCUCUUAUUAGUUUCUAGAGAUGAUAAGAGUGAUAUCUUCAAAACCAAUCCAUUCUCUAAUGCAAAAGCAGCACCAGAUUUGCGUAAAACCCACUUGAUUGCUCACCUUCCUCUCUCUCUCUCUCUCUCUCUCUCUCUCUCUCUCUCUCUCUCUCUCUCUCAUAUGACUUGAAGUUUAAGUAUGAUUCUUCUCUUCAAGCAUCAUAUAAACUCAAAACACCCACAUAUUCAGUAGUAUUCCCCUCAACUAUAUAAAUUCAUUCAGCUUCCAAACCACUGCUUGCUUUCUUGGCAUUAUUAUUUACUCCAGCUCGCUUCGGUUGCACAAACAGAACACAGUACCAGUACUGGUUUUAAUUUGGCUUCCUGAAGAACUGAUAGUCGUCGUCGUCACCGAUGGGCCGCCAGUCCUGCUGUGUCAAGCCAAAGCUAAGGAAAGGUUUAUGGUCCCCUGAAGAGGAUGAGAAGCUCUUCAAUUACAUCACCAGAUUUGGUGUUGGCUGCUGGAGCACUGUUCCUAAGCUUGCUGGUUUGCAGAGGUGUGGAAAGAGCUGUAGACUCAGAUGGAUAAACUACUUGAGACCAGACCUGAAGAGGGGAAUGUUUUCCCAGCAAGAGGAGGAUCUCAUCAUCAGUCUCCAUGAAGCUCUGGGUAAUAGUUUUUGGCUGGAAAAUUGCAGGUGGGCUCAAAUUGCAGCCCAGUUGCCAGGAAGAACAGACAACGAGAUAAAGAAUUUUUGGAACUCCUACUUAAAGAAGAAGCUAAUGAAACAAGGGAUAGAUCCGAACACCCACAAGCCGAUGAACGAUGGAGAAGAAGUGAUCCGACAUGAGAAGAAUUCUCCUGAAAAAUCCUCACUCAAAGGCCUUGCAAAUGCACCAGCAGCAGCAGCCUCAUCAGGUGAAAUGGAGCAAGCAUUUCAUGUUCCCAGUACAAAUUAUUAUGAUGCUGGACUGGCAGAGUCUUCAAGAGAGGAAUUUGCAAACAAACCCCUAUUAGAUCCUCUGUUUCUAUACGAAUUCCAAGGCAGCGUCGAUUCGAUGGGGCAGAAUUCGAGCAUUUUGGCACAGUACCAGCAAGCUUUGAGACCUUAUGAUCAGAACCAUCUUGCUGCAAAUCCCAGCUUCGGUUUCCCAGCAAUGCCUAAUCUAGCCAAUUUUGAUCCUGGCAACAUGGCUGAGAAGGAGCUUUCAGACAAUUCAACAUCAAGAAUGAGCUCAUUCUUGUUCGACGACGCCAAGCAAAGCUCGAGCAGCAGCUUCCAGAUGAGCAGUAUGGUGGAGAAUGCAGCAUUUUCAUGGCCAGUGUUUCAGUGUCAAUUCAGCGGCUUCAAAUCUGAAGAAGUCAAGCAAACUCCAUGGCCAGAGGGGCAGCUUCAUGCCCAUAAUUCAGAGGAUUUCAGUAGCUAUCCGUUGACGUCACUGUCAGAAGAUCCAACAGGGACAAGUAUGGAUGUUUUCCAGCCACUAUAAACUGUAAAUUCAUUCUUUUGAAAAGAAGAAGAAGAAGAAGAAGAAG
Messenger RNA from Diospyros lotus (date-plum), 1529 nucleotides. Its product is annotated as transcription factor MYB4-like. The record is from RefSeq and is a predicted model, not a curated record. Gene Ontology annotation, biological process: regulation of stomatal movement. Bases 407 to 1483 code for a protein of 358 amino acids. Lineage: Eukaryota; Viridiplantae; Streptophyta; Magnoliopsida; Ericales; Ebenaceae. The transcript is spliced from 3 exons.